AUGAAGGUAUAAAGACGAAAGAAAGGGCCCAGCAGAUCAUGGACCAAUAUUUUGCUCUUACUAUCUUUCCCGUAUGUGUCAGCACUCAAGCUCUGAUCUAUUCACGGACGGCCCAUGGUCUGCGAGCACGGGUACCAUAUUAAUUACUCAAUAUCGACAGAAGUCGCCAAAAGAAUCCAUAAAUAAAUGCUUGAAUAUGCUUAAUCCCACAUUAGAAGUUGCACCACAGAGAAUUAUGCCUUCAAAGGCGACUAGUCUGAUUUUCGCUGUUAGUCUUUCAUAAUUAUAAAAAAUGGUCAGCGAAAACCUUAGUUAACUGGUGCUCAUCUGGUGCUCACUGGAGGCACAAAAACAAGAAAGGGACAGAUACCAAAUAUAAUCAUUUUAUGCCAAAUGCACAAAUUUCUUUUCAGUUCCGUCGAUAUAAAGUGUAUGCCAGAGAAAAUACACCAUAACAUUCAUCUUAAACUCGUUUGUUUUACUACACAGUUUGCGUCUUACUCUCAGUUUUGAAUUCGGGGGAAGGAUUCCACAUUCAAAUUGUGAGUGUUCGCGCGAAUUCAAUUCGAUUUUUUGGCGCGUUGCUUCUUGAAAUGGGUUUACAGCUGCUUUUUGAGGUAUUUACUCUUCACCUGUUCUGGCGCACGCAAAACAAAUUGAAAACCCCACAUGGACUUUCGAUUUUUUCCCUUGAAGGGCCGUUAUACGCGAAUAAUUUCGGUCCUUUUUCGUAUACGUCAGAUGGUGGAUUAUGACUGCAUGACAGUCAUAAGUGCUGUAUGCUUUAGCCUUUCAAUGUGAAAGAUGACUAAUGCAUCUCGGUGCUUGGUUGUCAUGAGUUUUGUUCUCCCUCUUGGGGGCGCACCCCCGUAGCCGAAAGUCCACUUGUGACGUUCCCCAGCAGUGUUAGUUAGAACAGUCGCUCGGCCUCGAUUAGGCUUUUCUCCUUACGGGAAUUAGGUGUAAGGCCCGGAACUUCUGACACCUUUGCUCAUGUCGCAUUUGUGUUAUCGAUGAAUUUGGAGCUCCCCACAGUUGUUAGAACUAAUUUGUCAUGCAUAUUUAUGUAUCAGGUUUCAUUACUGUCUGUCGCUCUGUCUUGUGACCUCUUAUACAACACGCAAAAUGUCGUACGUUUUUUAUGCUGCUAAGAAUACCUUGUGCAAAUAUGUAAUUCAGCCUUUCCUGUGGCUUUCCUUGCCUUACGCCGAUAUUUUCGCGAGUUGUGACUUCCCAGGUUUGUUCGUCUGCUGUUUCUCGCGGAAGUUCACAGCUGACGAGUAGUGGAACGUCCUGAGAUGAUUAAAGACAAUUCAGUAAAUUAGUUGAAAAAUCGGUAAGCAGACAGACGUAGAGCCGUGACGCGGCAGUUUCGCGGGUGGAGUAAGCACUAAACAAAUAUCAUUAAAGGACCUCAACGAAAGGGCAGCAUUAUGACCUUUUGACUCUUGGUCGACAUCUAAAGAAACAAUGAAUGGCCAUCGUCACCCGCAAAUCAUUCCCUUAAGAAAAUUCCCAAGUCUCCCAUUUUUCAUGCCCGACAUUCCUUAUGCGUCUUUACUUACAAGCGGGGAACAUACCUACAGUCCUUCUCGAUCGUCUAUUAAAGAAGCUAGUUUUCAGACCGGCCGGUGUCCCUUAUGUUAUCCUUAAAAGAUUGCAAAACGAUGUCAGCCUUCUCCAUUCUCAUGUUACCAUGCAUUUUCGUCUUCUUAAGAGCCCUUAUCCCCAAACCCCCAUUUUUUUUUUAGGAAAAUGAAUCAACAGCCCAUCAGCGUGAAGCUAACUAUUCCACAGAAAGUUGGAUUCCCGGGCCAUGCAAACGUAUACCAGGCCUUCCCAGCACAGGCGGGACCAGGUGGCCAUGUUAUCUUCCAACAAAAGCCGCAAGAAUUUAAUCAGAUGUCCGUCCCCUCACUGCUGACUUCAUCGGCUGUGCAACUUAAUACGAAUACUGCUGUCCAAUAUGCGCGGAAGCCGCAGGAAAUGACAAGUUAGUUCUUCAAUUUAUUUUCAUCUUUACCCUUUUUUCUCGGGUCUUACAGACCUCUCGCCUUCAUGAAUCACCUAGGUGGUAUUCACAUUGUUCAGUUUCCAUAUUGCUGCGGAUCAGUUUGUUUUGCGUAGGGCUUGCUGUAUAUUUGUAGGAAGUUGACCAACACACUGCCAGUUCAGUUUGUCUGUCAUCGGUUCUUAUCGACUUGUCGAAGAAAGCUAGACACUUUUAUCUAUUGUAUGAUAACCACUUAUGGUUAUUGAUCGCCCUUAACAAAAGAACAAAGUUACUCACCUGCCAGUGUUUUCUGUUAAUAUGCAUGUUGCUUUGUUUCAUUUGCAGUCGUCGGGCCGGGCGGCACUUUUAUGGCAAGCCCGUUGACACAGUCCUUUGGUCAGGUAGUCGGUCUCAACCAGUCAACCAUGCCUGGUAUGGCAGCCAUGCCAAAUCUCAUGGGUCCAAAUGUGGCCCUUUCGGCACCAUCCAACAUGAGCAGUCUAACUAAUCCCCGGAAACCGUGCAACUGCACGAAGUCGCAUUGCUUGAAGCUCUAUUGUGAGUGCUUUGCUCAGGGACAGCUGUGUCAAAAUUGCAAUUGCAACAACUGCAUGAACAACCUAGCCUAUGAGGAAGAACGCGGCAGAGCAAUCAAGAUGACUCUUGAACGGAACCCCAUGGCUUUUCAUCCCAAGAUUGGCCGUGGAGAGGGUGAAAGGAAGCACACUAAAGGCUGCAAUUGUAAACGAUCUGGAUGUUUAAAGAAUUACUGUGAGUGCUAUGAGGCAAAGAUCAGCUGCUCCGAUCUUUGCAGAUGCCAAGGUUGCCGAAACACAGAGGACAGCAUCGAACGCCGUUCUCUAAUGCGUCUGGCUGCCAUGGGCUCACUGAGGUCUCGCCAACCAAAUGCUUUCAAAAAGCAUCUCAUUAAACCACCUCCAGAAACGUAAGUCGCUAUAUUUUCAUUUUACAAGGAAAUUGUCAUCUUUGACAACUCAGUACCUAAUAAGUUGUGUCUAAAAACAGCUUAAAUUUGUAACGUCUCAUCCUGUAACCUAAAUUUUUCCCUCGAAAUAGGCUCCCUCACGUAUUCUUCACUUGGGAGACGAUCGAAGCAACGGCCAGUUGUCUUCUUGCUCAGGCUGAAGACGCCGAGCGUCGUGAUUUGCCACCCGCCUCACAAGAGCGUCUUAUUUUGGAGGAGUUUGGUAGAGCCGUUGAUCGUGUAAUAGAAGCAGCUAGCAAGGUAAAUUUGCAUUUUAGACCCUUUCCUAUCCUUGUUUAGUUUUUUUUCAAUGAAAUCUACUUAUUUUGGGUGUGUGGAACUUUUACUAGGUGGUUGCAGAAGAACCUCGCGAGGCGGAAGCUUUGGUCAAUAAAUACUCGAAUGAUUACACUCUAGCUUGCUAAGUCAUUAAACCCGUGUGCUUAAACCGGGCGGUCCUGCUGGACUCACUUCGUUCGAAUUUGAUUACUUUGUAUUUUAAAUAAGAUACUGAAUAACAGCUUAGACCAAUCAUUCAAGGUUAGAAUGCCAACUUUUAUAUGGCAAAGAUACCAUCUAGCAGAAUUCUUAACACGCAGGCCUUCGGGAGGUCACAUCUGACCGUGUACGAGUGUUCUUUCGUUAAUCUUAAGCAUCUAAUUAUAGGGAUUGAGUUCUGCCAAAAUCCUGCAUACUAACCCCUGCUAAUUUCCUCUUAAUCCUAAGGCUCAAGUUCGCCCACGGACGUCCCAAAUGCCCGGAUCGGGUGUAGGUGCUACGGGCCUGCCCGAGGACAUGACCGUAGGUUCGAGUCGCGGUCCUAUGGGUUCUGCUUCUGCUGGCGGGACUGGAGGCAUGCUUCACGGGGACGACGAUGAUGACGGAGACAUGUUGCGCGACCUGGACCACGACGACCCGGAUGACCUCCUGGAUGAGGAAGAUGUGGAUGAGGACGAUGAAGAUAUUGAUGACGACAGAGACCUCCUGAGAUCAAGUCGGGAGCGCCACUCGCAACAUCACUCACAUCAUCGACACCAACGCGGCGAGGAAAUGGGUAGAAGUAUGUCCGGUGUACGCCAUCCACACCAGCGUGUACCCCCGAUGCUUGAUGAUACCAUGGACGAUGAGGAGGAGGAUGAUGAUAAUCGGGCCACAGGUGGGAACAGCAUGAUUCGUUCACAUAGAAUGCCGUCCGUUAAGUUUAUCUCCCGAGGGCGUCAUUAUGCCCCUCACUCAGGCAGCGGCUCAGCGCGCAAGGGCGCAAAUGUCCCUCCACCGCCGAUAUAG
Spirometra erinaceieuropaei is the source of this 4265-nucleotide messenger RNA. NCBI's taxonomy places the organism in Eukaryota, Metazoa, Platyhelminthes, Cestoda, Diphyllobothriidea, Diphyllobothriidae. The record is from the annotation of a GenBank genome assembly.